AUGGUGCGAACGGGAAUUUCAUCAUGUAUCAUGCACACCCACGUUACUCAUUAUUAUCAAUCAGUUUACUACUGGCUUUACAAGGACGAAGGUGCAAUGACUUCCAAAACAUCCUUUGACCCAGAUGAUUCUUCCUUGAGUCAAAUUGAUGUGCUCUCUAUCAUGCCACUUCAAACGGUGUCUUCCCUAAGGUCACAGAUUGUAAACGCUGAGGGUAGUGUUUGCAAGUUCAGUUCAGUCCAGUUUUUUGCCCCCAAAAUGCGCAACCGUGGACCGCAACGGGUCUAGGACCGACCCAGAUAUUGAGGGAACUGAACCGAACCACCUAGAACCGGUCUUUUGCAGUCUAUGGAGCCGGUUCAGACCGAUCCAGACCGGUUUUUUCGCAUAUAAUUUAUUACCAAUAUAAACCAGUUGUAUCUCAACUAUUAUUACUCUGAAAAAUAAACGGGUUAUAUAAUAUAGUAAAGCAUGUAAACACCCAUCAUUCUACCAAUUUUGAAGAGAUUUAAUGAAGAUUUGACAUA
Laccaria bicolor S238N-H82 is the source of this 527-nucleotide messenger RNA. RefSeq lists its product as uncharacterized. The transcript has a single exon. The record is from RefSeq and is a predicted model, not a curated record. NCBI's taxonomy places the organism in Eukaryota, Fungi, Basidiomycota, Agaricomycetes, Agaricales, Hydnangiaceae. The coding region runs from base 1 to 288 and encodes 95 amino acids.